UUUAAAUGAUCGCAGUUUCCAAUGCUUGCUGUGACCGCCAUUUAAUUGUAUUGUUUUGCCAUACAUUGAGUGUAUGUAUGAGUGUAUUGAGGGAACAGUGAGUGAAUCGUACGGCAAAAGUGUAUUAAUAGAGUUGUGGCGCAAACGCAUGCAUUGGCUGUGAAUGCAAUCUCUGAAGGUCUCUAUGAAUGUACGGAUAGACUAGCGUUGAGUGAAAGCAAAGCAUCGACUCAUAGACUCAUUCGUAGGAAACCAUUGAAUCCAUUAACCACUGAAACAACAGUUUAUGUCCGAAAGCAAUGCAGACGAGCAUCCAUUAGCACAUCCAUUGAUCUCAUUAUCACUCACUUGAUCCGAGUGUCCACGACGUCGAGUAGAGUACAUCAGUGACCAUAAGGUGGUGAGUGUUGGCAUUGCAGCGACAAUGGAGUCUUCGUAUGGCAUUGGAGUGAAGAACAGAUACGCCGUCUUCAUAGGCGACGAAGAAGAGGAUCCCUUAGAGAUCGUCAGCAAGAGUGAGGAGAAGGUGAAGACGUCGGCCCACACGGCCGACAAGUCGACCGCACGGGCCGUGAAGGCGCUCAACGACUCCCGGCUGUCCAAUGCUAACCAUCAGAACAUCAUUAAAGACAACAAGAGUCCAAAGGAUCCACUCAUUAAGUCGAAGACAACCGAAGGUCCGCCGUCUUUGUCCAAAAGUAAAGACAUCACUAAAGGCGAUCCCAACCGAAUCAACCGACAAAAGUCAGACCGGACUCCUCGGCCACCCCGCGAUGGCAACCAAUUGGGCGAUAAACCCAAUUACAUCAGUGACCGCCAGAACCGACCUCCGCGUCAGUUCAAUGACCAGAAGAACAUCGACGACCUGAAGAACCAACGCAACCGAGACGACCACUUUGGCGGACCCAAUGAGCCCAGGCGAGAGCGCAGUGACAGUGACCGGAGAGGCGGCCGACCGGGCGGUCGGAACAACGGGUCCCGUCGGGGGGGCGGAAGCUUUGGCGGUCAAGACCAAAGGCGAGGCAAACGUGAUCUCGACAGACACUCAGGCAGUGAUAAGUCCGGGGUUAAGGCGAUGGACAAGAGGGACGGCGGCGGCGCUCAUAAUUGGGGUAAAGUGAAUGACUACUCCAAUGAGGAGACUCUGACGGCCGACAAUCAAGACAUGACUGACAAGAGCGCCGACGAGACGGCUCUUGACAUAAACGACUCGAAUCAUGAAAUCGAUGCGAACGCCACCGAAGACGCGACGCCUAAAGAGGAGGCGCCCAAAGAGAUGACUCUCGAAGAGUAUAAACAACAACUCGAGGAGCAGAGAGUGCAACCGAAGUUCAAUCUGCGAAAGCCUGGAGAGGGAGAGGACAACUCGCAGUGGAAGAAGACAUUCCUUCUGAAGAAGAAGGUCGAGGACGAGGAGGAAGUGGAGUACGAGGAGAUCGAAGUGGAGGAGGACCCGCGAAAAGGUCGACACAAACAGGUUCUGGACAUUGAGAUAAACUUCCGAGACGAAGGACGCGAUUUCCCCCGACGUGGAGACGGCAGACGUGGCGGUCGAGACCGGAGAGGCGAUGACAGGGACAGGCCUGACAGAGGUGAUAGGCCCGAGAGAGGUGGCGAUCGUCCCGACAGAGAUCGCGGCGAUAGGGGUGAGCGUCGAGGAGGAGGUGGCGGCGGUGGUGGUGAGAGAGGCGAGAGGGGUGGCGGCCGCGGUGGUGGUCGAGGCAGUGACCGACCCUUUGGCGACCGCCCGCGUGGUAUCCGUCGUCCGCGUGACCCGAAAGAGCAAACGGCCCCCAAAGUCGACGACUGGAAUGACUUUCCCUCGUUGUCAACGGCAUAAGUGUCUGCACUCUUACCUACAUUUUUUGACAUCAAUUAUAACAUUAAUUAUAAGAUAUUAAGCAAAUAAUAGACAACCAAACGAUUAAAACACAUGAAAAUGACUUAAAUUUUGAUCAGAUAUUCUAAUUGCAGUUUUCGUCGAUUGAUCCAAAAUAUUAUUUUACGCUAUAUUUGUAGGAAAAUGAUAUAUAAAUACAAUAUAUAUAUUGAUAUAAUAUUGAUAUUUAACUUAAGAGCCAAACAAAUAUGAGUUAUGUUUUUGAUUGAUAUAUUGUUAAACACAACCAAUGUUAAGAUAACGAGUCAUUACCUGAAGAGUAAUUCAUUGAAACAAUCGAUUCUUUUGAUGUAUUUUUUUGCAUAUUAUAUAAAUGAAAAUAAUGUCCGAUUAAUGACGAAAAAUCGUUUUUCUUUAUUUCAAAAUAAAUGAAUUUUUGAUUGAAA
Messenger RNA from Oppiella nova, 2286 nucleotides. Lineage: Eukaryota; Metazoa; Arthropoda; Arachnida; Sarcoptiformes; Oppiidae. The record is from the annotation of a GenBank genome assembly.